This is a messenger RNA of Ziziphus jujuba (common jujube), 2886 nucleotides long. Its product is annotated as pentatricopeptide repeat-containing protein At4g21065-like. The coding region runs from base 213 to 2141 and encodes 642 amino acids. The transcript has a single exon. NCBI's taxonomy places the organism in Eukaryota, Viridiplantae, Streptophyta, Magnoliopsida, Rosales, Rhamnaceae. Gene Ontology annotation, molecular function: zinc ion binding; protein binding; RNA binding. Gene Ontology annotation, biological process: RNA modification. The record is from RefSeq and is a predicted model, not a curated record.
ACAACUAUAAAUAAUUCCUUAAAAAAAACCAACAAUGAGCAAAAGCAACCAAGGGCGUUUCCCGCCACUAACCGUUACUUGAAAGAAUUAUCGUAAUUUUGAAAACUUUCUUUUACUAAACUCUUUUUGAUGAAUUUCUUUUACUAAACUCUGAUCUUGCUAAAAGUAAGCCUUAUUGUUCAAAUCCGUUUUUCUUUCUCUUUGAAAGUUAAAUGCCACCUCCCUCCAUAACAAAGCUAAAGAGAACCUCUGUUUCUCAACCUCGUCUUCUCAAUCCCACCUUCUCUUCAUCAUCUCCUCUCCAUACCCAGUUUCCUUAUCAUUCAUCAACACUCUCACAAAACCAUAAUCCCGAACCCCCUGGAACUCUCUCUCCUUCAAUAAUUCUUUCCCGGAAGCCCUCCAAUGGGUCACAUUCCUCCUACUAUGCCCAUCUCCUCGAAUCUUGUAUCAGCCGGAAAGCAAUUAAUCCUGGAAAACAGCUUCAUGCUCAUCUCUGCCAAAUGGGUCUUGGAUUUAAUUCCUAUUUGGCUACUAAAUUGGUUAACUUGUAUUCUGUCUGCCGUUCUUUACGUGAUGCCCACCUAUUGUUCGACAAAAUUCCUAAAGGUAACUUAUUUCUUUGGAAUGUUCUAAUUCGGGGUUAUGCGUGGAAUGGGCCAUAUGAGGUCGCUAUUUCGUUAUUUCAUCAAAUGCUUGGCUAUGGGCUGAUGCCCGACAGGUAUACAUUUCCAUUCGUGCUCAAGGCUUGUUCGGCGCUCUCGGCAAUUGAAGAAGGGAGGAAAAUUCAUGAACGGGUAAUACAAACUAGGUGUGAGACUGAUGUGUAUGUGGGUGCGGCUUUAAUUGAUAUGUAUGCUAAGUGUGGUUGUCCAGGAAGUGCUCGACAAGUGUUUGACAAGAUUGAAGUUAGAGAUGCUGUGUUAUGGAAUUCAAUGCUUGCAGCCUAUUCACAAAAUGGGCACCCAGAUGAAUCACUUACUCUGUGCGGUGAGAUGGCAUUGACAGAUUUAAGGCCUACUGAGGCAACUUUUGUGACUGUUAUAUCUGCUUCAGCAGACAUGGCAGCUCUUCCUCCAGGAAAGGAGCUUCAUGGGUUUAGUUUGAGACUAGGGUUUGAAUCCAAUGACAGGGUCAAAACGGCUUUGGUAGAUAUGUAUGCAAAGACUGGUUCGGUGAAGGUUGCUAGAACUUUGUUUGAACAACUUGGGGAGAAAAGGGUUGUCUCUUGGAAUGCAAUGAUUACUGGGUAUGCAAUGCAUGGUCAUGCAUCUGAAGCACUGAAUUUGUUUGAGGAGAUGAAGAGAGAAACUCUGCCUGAUCAUAUAACUUUUGUGGGUGUUCUAGGGGCUUGUAGCCAUGGAGGUUUGCUCAAUGAGGGGCAGACGUUUUUUGAAUUGAUGGUGAGAGAAUACCAUAUAGAUCCAACAGUUCAGCACUAUACAUGCAUGAUUGAUCUCCUUGGCCAUUGUGGCCGAUUUGGUGAAGCUUACAGUCUCAUAAUGCAAAUGAAAGUGAUGCCAGAUUCUGGAGUAUGGGGUGCCCUGUUGAAUUCAUGCAAAAUGCAUGGAGAAAUUGACCUAGGUGAAUUAGCACUGGAGAAACUAAUUGAGCUUGAACCUGAAGAUUCUGGGAAUUAUGUGAUUUUAUCAAACAUGUAUGCUAAAGCAGGCAAGUGGGAAGGAGUUGCAAGACUGAGAAAGUUAAUGAUAGACAAGGGAAUUAAGAAAAGCAUUGCUUGUAGCUGGAUUGAAGUGAAAAAUAAAAUCCAUGCAUUCCUUUCUGGAGAUACUUCACAUCCUAAUUCUGAUGCAAUAUAUGCAGAACUAAAGAGGUUAGGAGGACUAAUGACAGAAGCUGGAUAUGUACCAGGCACUGGGUCAGUCUUCCAUGAUGUGGAGGAAGAUGAGAAAGCUAAUAUGGUAUGCUGUCACAGUGAAAGACUAGCAAUUGCAUUUGGACUCAUUAGUACGCAGCCUGGGACCAGACUUUUAAUAACCAAGAACCUACGGGUUUGUGAAGACUGCCACAUUGCAAUAAAGUUCAUCUCAAAAAUUACAGAGAGGGAAGUCACUGUAAGAGAUGUCAAUCGUUACCAUCACUUCAAAGAUGGAAUAUGUUCUUGUGGUGAUUAUUGGUGAAGGAAAAGAAUAGAAGGUGGAAAUCAAGAUUCAUGUGCCAUAACAAGCAACUGAUAGUUUUUAUCAUGAGAAGAAUUGAGAAUCAUAGAAGAAGAUAAGCUACAAAAGUUGUUUGAAGGAAGCAUUUGUUGUCAGAAGAAUUUGUUGUGCUUACAAUGAUCUUGAAGGGAACAAUGAAAUGUAAGAGGAUACAGAUAUAAUAUAAUUGGUUUUUGUAGAAAGGAAAAGUUUCCUAUGUCCGUAUAUACAAUGUAGUGUUGUUUCCAUCAGCCUGAUAGAGAUACUCAGAGUGAAACCUAAUAUCGCAUGGCUGGUUCACAUCUUUAUUUAAUAUAGCCAAGAAAGAAUGAAAGAAGGGGUCUAGGAACAUUUUCCCAAAUUAGUUUUUCUCAUAUUUUGAACUUGAAGGAGGUAACUUGUGUUUUUCUCUUAGUAUUUGAUGUGGCAACAGUUAUUUGGAUAUGCUGCACAAAUAUCCACAUGGUGAUUUGGAUAAUUACUCGUAUUAACAAGAGCAGCUUAUCUGUAAACUGUGUUUCUUCUCUCCAAUACAUACCUCAUUCAUCAUGGGAAUCUAACAUUUGGGAAUGCUAACUUUGUCAAUUAGGAUUGUUUGUAAUCAUAAUUAAAUAAGCUUCUUUAGAAGAGCAACAUCUGACAGUCAUUAGGCCAAUCACAUACAAUACAGCCAGAGAUGUUGGACUUCAUUCUUUGUUCAAUACUAAUUUAUGCGUAAGAUGUACCU